Hibiscus syriacus is the source of this 1454-nucleotide messenger RNA. RefSeq lists its product as uncharacterized. The record is from RefSeq and is a predicted model, not a curated record. NCBI's taxonomy places the organism in Eukaryota, Viridiplantae, Streptophyta, Magnoliopsida, Malvales, Malvaceae. The coding region runs from base 225 to 1262 and encodes 345 amino acids. Gene Ontology annotation, cellular component: cytoplasmic microtubule. Gene Ontology annotation, molecular function: microtubule binding. Gene Ontology annotation, biological process: microtubule cytoskeleton organization. The transcript is spliced from 6 exons.
AGAGGAGGAAGGCCGUCUCUCAGAGUCACAUGCAGUAGACCCGUGCUGCCGGCCUUGGUCGGAUUUUCUUCGCUAAAUGCUCUUAAAACUACACCGUUUUGGAUUGUUUCUUUCCCUUUAUAUAUAAAUCACCAUUUCACUGGUGAGGUCUCAACGCAAGUCUCACUGUCCGCUGAUCGCUUCGCCUCUCUCUUCCCUCUUUGUUUCAGACUUUAAUUUCUAUAAUGUCGGGGAAUGCCUUGAGAGAUCUCAACACUUUACCUGCGCCUGAGAGGAAGAAUGAAAGCUCUAGUAAAGGGAAUUUUAAUAAGCCUUGCAAUGGAAACACAAUUGAAAAUGUUGAAGAGCAGCCGAGGAAAAGCCUGGUAUCUGUUCAAACAAAUGGAGGUGAAACUGAAAAUGUGCAGCUGAAGAAAAUCCCUGCCUCUGUUCAAAUAAAUGGAGGUGAAACUGUAAAUGUUGGAGUAGAGGUAGCUAAUUCGGAAGUAGAAUACAUUGAAUCUGAGAACUUGAGUGACGUAGAAGAUGUUGAUACAUGUCUUAAGAACCUCUUACCUGGACUUGACUCUAAAGACUGGAUUCUGGUUGUUGAAGCACUCAAUAGUGUUCGCCAAUUAUCAAUAUUCCACAAGGAAAGAAUGCAUAGUAUACUGAGUGAUUUGAUCCCCCUUGUUGUUAAGUCCAUGAAAAAUCCAAGAAGUGCUGUUUGUAAAACUGCAAUUAUGACAUCUACUGAUAUUUUCAAUGCGUAUAAUGAUGAUUUGAUUGAUUCUUUGGAUGCACUGCUUGUACAGCUUCUUCUUAAGUCUUCACAAGACAAAAGAUUUGUAUGUGAAGCAGCUGUGAGAGCUUUAGAAGCAAUGACUACUUCAGUUUCUCCUAUGUUGCUGUUGCCAAAGUUGCAACCCUAUCUUAAGAACAGAAAUCCACGAAUUCGAGCAAAGGCAUCAAUGUUCUUUAGUCGUAGUGUUCCACGUCUGGGUGUUGAAGGAAUCAAAGAAUAUGGAAUUGACAAAUUGGUACAAGUAGCUGCAUCCCAACUGAGCGACCAGCUUCCGGAGUCUCGUGAAGCUGCUCGAAGCCUUCUUUUGGAGCUGCAAAAUGUAUACGAGAAAUCCCGCAAUCUUUCAACAGUAUCAGAGCAUCCAGAGAUGGGCUCUUGGGAGAACUUUUGUCUGUCAAAGCUGUCUCCUUUAAGUGCACUAGCAGUGCUUCGUGUGACAACAAACCUUACUCGGGAAGGUCUCGUUAUCGGUUCCUAAUGGUGAGUUCCAUAUGUGAGUUUGUAGCAAGUAAUGUCUAUUCUUAAUUUUUACCCACAUAUAUGAGCUUUAGAGAGCAGAGUCUACGGUCAUCUCUUAUGUCUUGGUUUUGGUUUUAUCCCUUAUUUUUAUUCCUUGUAAAUUCUCUUGAAUCAUUAAGUUGUCUUUCCAUCUUGGUUAAGAAAUUAGUCA